Salvelinus fontinalis (brook trout) is the source of this 2857-nucleotide messenger RNA. Its product is annotated as opsin-5-like. Gene Ontology annotation, cellular component: membrane. Gene Ontology annotation, molecular function: G protein-coupled receptor activity. The coding region runs from base 587 to 1969 and encodes 460 amino acids. Gene Ontology annotation, biological process: G protein-coupled receptor signaling pathway; visual perception. Lineage: Eukaryota; Metazoa; Chordata; Actinopteri; Salmoniformes; Salmonidae. The transcript is spliced from 5 exons. The record is from RefSeq and is a predicted model, not a curated record.
UUCACCCCAAUUUUCGUGGUAUCCAAUCGCUAGUAAUUACUAUCUUGUCUCAUCGCUACAACUCCCGUACGGGCUCGGGAGAGACGAAGGUCGAAAGCCAUGCGUCCUCCGAAGCACAACCCAACCAAGCCGCACUGCUUCUUAACACAGCGCGCCUCCAACCCGGAAGCCAGCCGCACCAAUGUGUCGGAGGAAACACCGUGCACCCGCCCCCCUCGGUUAGCGCGCACUGCGCCCGGCCCACCACCUGAGUCGCUGGAGCGCGAUGAGACAAGGAUAUCCCUACCGGCCAAACCCCCAAUAACCCGGACGCCACCCAGGACCACUGCGCCACCCGGGAGGCCUAUUCUCCCUUGUUUUAAUCCAUCCAUCGAUUUUUCACUGCUCAUGUCCUGUUCAGGGCGGCAGGAGCAAUUGUCCAAUAUUUUAAUUAAAUGAUACUGGCCUACGUUGUCCGUUGCUAGGUUAAACAGGUAAACGCCUCCUUUUGAAUCAGUCUGCUCGGUCAUUAGCUCAAAGCUAACCCUUCGACGAAGAAGAUGGCGAAAAGAAAAAAAGAUGACGAGUAUCGUACAUUUCAGGACGAAUGGACCGAAGAAUUCGCCUUUGUGGAGAGAGCAGGUUCUGCGGUGUGUGCUCUCUGUUUGGCAACAGCACACUGCUCUAUGUCUCCUACAAGAAGAAGCACCUGCUCAAACCAGCUGAGAUUUUCAUUAUCAACCUGGCCAUCAGCGACAUGGGUCUGACUCUGUCCCUCUACCCCAUGGCCAUCACCUCCAGCAUCUACCACAAGUGGCUGUUUGGGAAAACGGUGUGUUUGAUCUACGCGUUCUGCAGCGUGUUGUUUGGGAUCUGCAGUCUGACCACUCUCACCCUGUUGAGCAUGGUGUGUUUUGUGAAAGUAUGUUAUCCUCUCUACGGUAACCGAUUCAACCCGGGGCAUGGCCGUCUGCUGAUAGCCUGUGCGUGGGUCUGGGCCCUGGUGUUCGCCUUCUCCCCUCUGGCCCACUGGGGUGAGUAUGGUCCAGAGCCAUAUGGCACAGCCUGCUGCAUCGACUGGCGCCUGUCCAACCUGCACCCCGUGGCCCGCUCCUACACAAUGGCACUCUUUAUCUUGUGCUACAUCGUGCCCUGCUGCAUCAUCACGGUAUCCUACACGGGCAUUCUGAUGACGGUUCGAGCCUCUCGUAAGGCCAUGGAACAUCACGAGGCCCGGCCGGCCAAGAUGAGCAACAUCCAGACUGUUAUUGUGAAGCUGAGUGUUGCUGUCUGUAUCGGUUUCUUCACAGCGUGGAGCCCGUAUGCCGUGGUGUCGAUGUGGGCAGCGUUUGGACACAUGGAGACCAUCCCACCGUUGACAUUCGCCAUACUCGCAAUGUUUGCCAAGUCCUCCACCAUAUACAACCCCAUCAUCUACCUGCUGCUCAGGCCCAACUUCCGCAGGGUGAUGUAUCGGGACCUGGUGAGCUUUCACAGGGCCUGUCUGAAGGGCUGCCUGUGCUCCUGCUCCCAAGGCGCUGUGGGGAAGUGCCGCUCUGGCUCUGUGGUCCAGGUUAGCCUCCGGUCGCUCCGCAGACCAACAGGACACGACCAGUCCUGUUCCACCAACUCAUCUGCCAACCAAGCCCUCGCCGGGUACAGAGGUUGUAGCAGCACCUGCGAGAAUUGCAGCGACGCCUUCGAGUGCUUCAGACACUACCCCAGAGAUUGCCAUGGUGGCACCAACCCCCCCAGCUCCUCAAUCAACACUAACGCACCUCAGGAUCAGCUCUCAACAGAGCCCCAGCCCAAGCUGCAGCCCCUGACACAGAAACCAACAUGGAAGCAGAGGCAGAAGCAUAAAAAACAGGAGGCCUGUCACAAGAAGUCCCUGCGAGCCACCAUGAGCAGCAAAAGGACCUCGGAGAUCGACAACCUACAGAUCAACUUGGAGAUGGUGCCAGGACACGCUAAAUUUGCCUGGCCAUAGAAUGUGAUAUAUCCAUUCUCUGGUUUUAUAUUUUUUACAUCUCUGAUAUAUAUUUUUCAGUUGAUAUUUAAAAUGACUUUAUUUAUUUAUCUGUCAAGAUAGACAGUGACUUAGUUGAAAUGCGCUUAGUAAAAACCUAGGUUGUCCUUCAGGGAUUCGUGUGGGCUGGAGGAGAACACGGUGGAACAAAAUGGAACCCCAUCAUCCUCGGAAGGAUCGGGACAGAAACCAAGGUACAAUACUGUUUACGUCAAUAAACAGUUUACACAUGGACGAUGGAAAGCGAAACCCACUUUGACAUCAGUCCGCUUCCUCUACAAUCCCCUUUCCAUCCAGUGUUUACAGUUGUCUAAUACAGGUACAUAUACAGUAGGUGCUGGAUUGUUUUGUUGGUUCAGUACAGCAUGGUUUAACUCAACAUGAAACUGUUGAUUUUAUGUAUAAAGGAGUUCGAUGAGAGAGACAGCGAUAGAAUCAACCAAAGUCAUAAUCAAACAGCUGAAGAUACUGAUAUUCUCUUAACAAUAAGCACUACAGUAUACUGUGUAGAUAAGCGCAACAGGGAGAGGAGAAAGAGCGAGCAAGGCAAAUAACCAAGUAUAAAUUGAGCAACUGUAGAUAGUCAAAUUCAGAGAGUGAGAGAGAAGAAAGGGUUAAAAAAACAACAAGACAAAACAGAUUUGUGUUGUGUGGUAUUGACACAUUGUGAACCGUUUUGUGUGUGAAAACUGUGUAAAAUAUGCAUGGCAGUCAUCGGCAAUGAAUGUCCUCCGUUGCAAGGUUCAAAAAAUGAUUUGACCAAAUCUACAAACUGUUGAUUCCUUCCAAUCAUGUUACAAGCCAUUAAAUCUUCCUCCUGUUUUCCACAGCUGAACUAACAGCACUGUA